UAUACCAGCUGGGGUGGAUCGGAUUUGGUUGCAGAUUUUCUACAACAAUUGUAGUGUUUAUUAUAAAUCUAAACCUCUGCUACGUUGUUGACACUCGUGCGCAACAGUAUGAUAAUUGAAUUGUGUGAAAAAAGGCAAUAUUUUAAGUCCCAACCCGUUGCCCAAUAAUUGGUGUGUGCUUUGUUGGUAGAAAUUGCGUGUCCACCGCAGUACAACACAACGUCGAUAAUAAUGAGACGUUUGCACCAGGCAGCAUCACAAUAGUCGAUGGCAAACAACAAGCGUACGGUACCGAAUUCAACACCACGCGCGAAGGACGACGGCUUUUUCGACUUUCCAGCCAAUCUAGCGAUCGAACUUGGUUUCCCUUGACGAGCGGUGUUCUGCUCGACCUACCAUCCAGCUUUGAUUGAACCUGUGUGCUUUAGGAUCCAUCAUCCAGUGCAACCGAGACUCCCUUUAGUGCAGUGUGUGAAAUAUUCGAUGGUGUCAUCCGUCGGAUAACAAAGAACAGCAUCGGUCAAAUGACCUCCGAAGGAACGCUUGUGGAUCUGGACUUCGGAGACACAAGCAGCAGUAAUCUUGUCGAUACCGUCAUCAUAUCAAACGGACUCACAUCCCCAAUACUUGCAGCCGGAAACGGUACUCUUCACAACGACCCAAGGUCACCACCGCAGGCCCUGCAGGCGCUCCGCGAAAAGGUGAAUCAACUAUCGGUCGUUUCCGGUGCGCACGAACAUCUACAAUCGCCAACGUUGCAUCCUGCAUCAGGCAACGGUGAACGAGACGUAAGCGAUGCGAUCGUGAACGACCUGCUACCGCCAAACUCUGUACCGUUGUUUGGCGCCGCGGCAGACAAUAAACAGAGCGUGAACAACCAAAGUUCGUCGCGGCUGUCUGCAUCUUCAGCCUCGACCGUGGCCACCACCGUAGUGGACACCGGGGACGGUACGCCGCUCGUGCUGCCGGACGUCAGCUUCGAAGGCAUCACGCUGGAUUCCGGCAUCGAUCGAGAAUCGCAACCCCUGCUGGGGUCGCGAGAUCAUGAGAUUACGUACAAUCAAUUUCCCGAUGAUCCUCACUUCAGUGAUCUAGUGUACUCUGCAGAAAUAGCGAUCGAUGCUGGCAUCUAUCCGGAACGUAUCUACCAAGGAAGUAGUGGAUCGUACUUCGUCAAGAAUCCCGCCAAAAAAGUAAUUGCCGUUUUCAAACCAAAAGAUGAAGAACCGUACGGAAGGUUAAAUCCCAAGUGGACCAAAUGGAUGCACAAACUGUGCUGUCCGUGCUGUUUUGGACGCGCCUGUCUGAUACCGAACCAAGGGUAUCUCUCGGAAGCCGGAGCUAGUCUAGUGGACCAAAAACUAAACCUAAAUAUCGUACCGAAGACGCGCGUUGUACGACUUGUCUCGGAAACGUUCAACUAUCCGCGCAUCGAUCGGCAGAAGGCUCGCAUAAAGAAAACGAUCAAGGAGCGCAUUCCGGCGGCACGAUUCAAUCGCAUGUCGCUCCCACCGAAGACCGGUUCGUUUCAGCUGUUCGUCGAUGGGUACAAGGAUGCCGAUUACUGGUUGCGCCGGUUCGAACAGGAACCGCUGCCGACGCGACUGGGCCAAAAGUUCCAGCUACAGUUCGAGCGGCUGGUAGUGCUGGACUACAUCAUUCGAAACACGGAUCGGGGCAAUGACAAUUGGCUGAUAAAGUACGAUCAGCCGUCGAUCGUGCCAACCAGCCCGACAGCAACCAGCCCGAACGGUGUGAACGGGCUGGCGAAUGGGAUGAACGGUGGCGGUGGGUAUAUACCGCGCAGUAGCAGCCGGCUGGAGAUGAUGGAGCACACGGACUGGAAUCUUGUGCAACUGCCCGAAAUACGGAUCGCGGCCAUCGAUAACGGGCUCGCGUUUCCGUUCAAACAUCCCGACUCGUGGCGCGCCUACCCGUACCACUGGGCCUGGCUGCCGCAGGCAAAGCAACCCUUCAGCCAGGACAUCAAGGAUCUGGUGCUGCCGUCGCUCUCCGAUCCGAACUUCUGCGAGGAGCUGUGCAACGAGCUGUACGAACUGUUCAAGCAGGACAAGGGCUUCGACCGGGGCUUGUUCGAGCGGCAGAUGUCUGUGAUGCGCGGUCAGAUGUUGAAUCUGACCCAAGCUUUAAAGGACGGCAAGAGCCCUGUGCAGCUGGUCCAGAUGCCGGCCGUCAUCGUCGAGAGAUCGAAGGUUAAUCCGGGAUCUUCGAGAUUUUUCUCAUUCCAGCAGCGCUUCCAAAAUAAGAGCCCAUUCUUUUCCUGGUGUUAAGAAACGGUAAAACGGUAGGGCCAAUCCGCCGUACAAGACAUGGUACAUGGUACAGAAAAGGGGAAAUUAGCGUCAAAGAGCCAGUGGGCCGUUUUACCGACUCGCUGUGUUGACAUGCGGAAAACACUUGGCCAGGUAGCACGGGCAGCGUGUAAUGGAACGGGGUGGGACUCCCCUACUACUGCACGUCGAUUUCGGAAAAAUGGUAACAGGAAGAUCUGCAUAUAUAGUUCUAUAAAUUACACAGUCGCUAACAAGAGGUAGCGUUCGUUUCGUGUACUCUCUUGUAAGGCGAUAAAAGUGCAGUUAGUUAAUUUCAACACUAGCAAACAAACCAGAAAGCAAAGAGGAGAAAAAGAAAUACCUACUACCAACAAUAAGUGCAACGGUACAUAUUACAAACAUUUAUACAUGUAUAAAUAGGAAUAUUUAAAUCAGGUUGAAAUCAAUCACAUCCGCAUCAUAAUUUGUUCGAAGGGCAGAAACCGUACUCUAGGAAUCGUCAUUUCAUCACAACGAGGCUCCGCACUGGAAGGGAUUAGCGAAGCGAAAUUAGUAGCGCAGUAGCAAACAGGACCAGAUCGUCCCAGAGUACACAGUAUCUAUCUCAGGCUGGCGGUAGGAACGGUUGGGUGGCAUCACCUAGUUUUUUAGUUAGUUUUAUUUCCCGCAUACGCGAGUGUGCGAGCGCGAGCUUGUGCGUUCCCUAUUUUGUUUUUCUUCCGUUUGGCUUUCAUAUCCCGUGCGUGGCAUUCUCUUUUCGGUGAAGCAAAAAAGCAAUGUGUAUAAUAGGAAGAUGUCCACAUGUUUUGUUCCUUUUGUUGUGUUGAGUUGUUGAGACGAUCUGCGGUAAGCUUGUGUUUCUGUAUCUAGAGUAAGUGUAGGUAAGCGCUAAAAGUGAAACGAACAACGUAACAUUAUCAGUACCAGGUAACUGCAUAAUCAAGUUAUAUUCCCCCCCACUAGUCCUUUAUAUUAAACGCAAGUAAUCGAUUAUCGAACAGUGUAAGUAGCGCGGUACCGACCGGGCCACAUAAUGCGUCCGUUCGCUGUUUCGCAGGUAAGCGGUCAGAGCGUAGUUUUCAAUCAAAGCGAUGUAACGUUUAGCGUUCGGUUUCCGGAUCCCCGCCGACGGGGCAGUUGUAGAUAGAUGCUCCUCUCUCUCGCUCGCCGGUCUCCCCGAUCCCUAACAGGUCAGACAGAUCCCCCAUCCCUAGGACUCACAUAUAGGCUCCUCUUGAACUUCAUUUACGGAACAGCAUCCUAGAAAACGAAUGAUCGAUAAAAGGCAGCAACGCCUAGGUUAGGAAACGGGUGGGCAGGAAGCAGGAAGAGGAGCGGCCAGGUGUAUGUGUUCGUGCUGUGCGUGUGUGUGAGUGUGCCUGAAAGAGGAGGUGUUUCUGAAAUAGAUAGAACAAAAAACCCACUGAUGAUAAUGUAGAAGUGUGAUGCGGAGUGCAUCGUGGCAAGCGCCGAGCAGCACGGCACGCAUCGAUCAGUUCAGUGCAAUUACAAACGAUCGAAAAUUCCAACAGGCCACCAGUUUUGUAAUGCGCGAUUGAACGCGACGGGAACGUGGUAAUAGAGAAGAUACGUAUAUUUAUAUUUCUCACCUUUCUCUGCUCUUGAUUACCUUCUUCACUUUCAAUUGCGCUGUAGCUAUUUUGGUGAACAUUUCUUUCCGUUUACUUUCUGGAAUCUGUUUUGUAAAAUAUAAUUCAAAUUAUUAACACACAUCGUACGUUGCUGUUUUCUUUCCCAAAGACCAUUAUUGAGAACCUUAUAUGAUAGAAUAGGGUUCCUUGUUUAGGAAAUUGAUCGGCUGAACUAAAAAUACGUAAUGACAAGAAAGAAUAAGGAAGGGGAUGGGAUAGAAAGGAAAAGUUUUAUUUAAUUUAAUCAUGGUAUUACUUAAAUUAACCCUUAUUGUCGUAACAUUUGAUUGAAUUUGUACUUAGUUGUUUUUUUUUUCACUUCAUGUCCCCUAAUGGUCUAAUGUUUCAUAAAAUAAUAGUAGCAACACUAGCAUUUCCCGUUCAAGGGCAGCUUCUCUUGGUGAACGUCAUCGUAGCGUGUUCAGAACAUGGCACU
Anopheles moucheti is the source of this 4382-nucleotide messenger RNA. It is a transcript of the gene Pi4KIIalpha, whose product is annotated as phosphatidylinositol 4-kinase type 2-alpha. Gene Ontology annotation, biological process: Golgi organization; phosphatidylinositol phosphate biosynthetic process; endosome organization. NCBI's taxonomy places the organism in Eukaryota, Metazoa, Arthropoda, Insecta, Diptera, Culicidae. The record is from RefSeq and is a predicted model, not a curated record. The coding region runs from base 525 to 2291 and encodes 588 amino acids. Gene Ontology annotation, cellular component: plasma membrane; lysosomal membrane; trans-Golgi network. Gene Ontology annotation, molecular function: 1-phosphatidylinositol 4-kinase activity. The transcript is spliced from 5 exons.